Phyllotreta striolata is the source of this 1113-nucleotide messenger RNA. The record is from the annotation of a GenBank genome assembly. NCBI's taxonomy places the organism in Eukaryota, Metazoa, Arthropoda, Insecta, Coleoptera, Chrysomelidae.
CGCGAACUGCCCUUUUACCAUCUGCCGUAUAAAUAGAAAAAUCGUCAAAAUUCCACUCAGUGAUUCAGCGUUCACUAGUGGUAGUUUUCUGAAUAUUCAAUAUGAUAAUUCUUGUGGCCAUUCUGAGUGUAGUGGCGCUAACUUCGGCCCGACCGGAGGCAGGCUACAGCUACAGCGCCCCCAGCGGCCCGAGCGCCCCCGGAGGCGGCUACCCAUCGGGCCCUUCGACUUCCUACGGAGCGCCGCCAGCACAGCCCGUCGUCCAGAAGCACGUCUACGUGCACGUGCCGCCCCCGGAGACCGACAUCCCCGCCCCCAGGAAACCCAUCACCGUAGCGCCACCUCAGAAACACUACAAGAUCAUAUUCAUCAAGGCGCCUACGCCUCCGACUCCGACCGCCCCCAUCAUUCCGGCUCAACCGCAAAACGAGGAGAAGACCUUGGUUUACGUACUGGUCAAGAAGCCUGAACCUGAACCAGAAAUUGUUAUUCCUACACCGGCUCCCACGCAGCCCAGCAAGCCUGAAGUUUACUUCAUCAGAUACAAGACUCAGAAAGAGGAAGGUGGUUAUCCAGCCAGCGGUACUCCAGACAGCUCGUACGGAGCCCCACCGUCGUCGGGACCUUCUGGCGAGUAUGGAGCACCCAGCCGGUUCUAGAGCCACGGCGCGUUUGAGUUGUAAAUUUGUAAAUAUUAUUAAAAUAAUGCCAGUUUUAUUUUUUUAUAAGAUGUGAUUUUUUUUUAUUAGCGUGGUAAUUGAAGUUGAUAAGCGGUUGACAAAUGUAUUUUAAGUAGGUAAUUUAGGUUUGUAAGCGACAAAUAAGAGCAGAAAUAUGGAUUAAGUUCUGUUUCAUGUGAAAGCGUCGGCUAGGAUUAAGUCCUGGAUAAGUCAGGGCUGUUUAACAGCCGGUUAGCGGUUUCAUGUGAAACAGGGGAUUUUAUCAGCAGUCAUUUUGUUAUUGUUAAUUACAUCAUUUAGAAUGGAAAAUUGUAACAGCUUAAUUUGAAGUAAAUUCUUCACUAUUUUGGACAUUUCAUAAAUGAUUGUAUGAAUAAGAUAAAAUAUUUCGCGAUUUUUCGUCACUUUUUUAUUGAAUACGAAUCGAGAGAGC